CAUCGCUUCGAACGAUUGUGCUCUUUAAAAGUAAGUAAAAGAUAUCACGUAUGGUCAAACAAACGACCUUCUUGUUCUUUGUUUAGGAACGGCGGGCUUUUGUUCGUUCUUACAACAUCUUGCAAGCAUAAAGAAUCAACAGUACGAAAGGCUAACUGGCUAACCAGUACACCAUGUGAAUUAUUUGAUUGCUAAAGAGUAAGGUUGACUAUUUUCAUGUUCUUCAAGUUGGAAGUAUAAAAGACACCGAAUCUCGCACCAGCAAUUCCUAAGGUUGAAUUUUAUUUUAAGCAGAUAUGUCUUCUACAGAUAAGUUUAUUUUGCAUUGGCUUGACCAAUCUAGAUCACACAGAAUCUUAUGGCUUUUUGAAACUCUUGGGUUGAAUUAUGAAUUAAAAAUCUAUAAAAGAACCAAGGAAUUUCGUGCUCCUAAAGAGUUGGAAAAGGUUCAUCCAUUAGGUAAAUCACCGGUGAUUGAAAUAAUCAGAGAAGGGAAGGAGCCAUUAUUGCUUGCCGAAACUGGUCAUAUUAUCCAGUAUGUAGUAGAAAAUUAUGACACUACUAAUAUAUUAAAGACAUCUACUCCAGAGGAGAAAGAAUUGGUUGAUUACUAUUUACAUUUUACCGAAGCUUCGCUUCAGGGAUUCUUGGUUGCCUUACUAGUUGGUCAAAUUGCUCAAACGAAAGCCCCUUGGGGAACAGGUUUCUUAGUCAAACUAGUAACUUCAGGUAUAAACAGUCAAUAUUUCCAACCAGAAUUGCUCAAAAGCUUGAAAUUUUUGGAGUCUCAGCUUGCUAAAAAAUCAACUAAUCAAUAUUUCGUAGGCAAUAAAUUGACUGGUGCUGAUGUUAUCUUAAGUUUCCCAAUUAUUGAUAAUCUUUUCAGUAACCCUGCUAGAGCUAGCACCUUAAGUGGAGGAGAGGUCAAUUUAGUCAGAGACUUCCCGAAUUUACAUGCUUGGACUGAAAAUGUUCUGAAACUUCCAAGCUAUGUCAAGACAAAUGAAAUUAUUGACAAAAAACUUGGUUCAAAAUUGUAACCAAAAAUAUGUUUUUCUUUUAAAUGCUAAUUGUUAUCGUAA
Messenger RNA from Hyphopichia burtonii NRRL Y-1933, 1082 nucleotides. RefSeq names its product glutathione S-transferase. The record is from RefSeq and is a predicted model, not a curated record. The coding region runs from base 297 to 1040 and encodes 247 amino acids. NCBI's taxonomy places the organism in Eukaryota, Fungi, Ascomycota, Pichiomycetes, Serinales, Debaryomycetaceae. The transcript has 2 exons.